Amphiprion ocellaris (clown anemonefish) is the source of this 933-nucleotide messenger RNA. Its product is annotated as N6-adenosine-methyltransferase subunit METTL3-like. The coding region runs from base 284 to 841 and encodes 185 amino acids. Gene Ontology annotation, cellular component: nucleus; RNA N6-methyladenosine methyltransferase complex. The transcript has 3 exons. NCBI's taxonomy places the organism in Eukaryota, Metazoa, Chordata, Actinopteri, Pomacentridae. Gene Ontology annotation, molecular function: mRNA m(6)A methyltransferase activity. The record is from RefSeq and is a predicted model, not a curated record.
AUUCUUCUCAGAAAAGUUCAAAAAUAUGUCAUGCAUUUUGUAAUGACUGCACAAGUCAUGAGAAAAAGUCAGUAAAAACAGUUGCAACAGUAAUCAGGGGGUACAGAAUGAACCAUAGUACCACUAAUCAUGGCUGCAGCGGUCGUCCUCCUAAAAUGACUCCACAGGUAACAAACUACUUUCACCAAAAUACAGGCUGACAAGACGACUCCCAGCCUGCAGAAGAGGAAUAUUUCAGCACUGGAACCAUCUUCAAACCGAGGCAGGAUAGUUUGGAGCUGUGAUGAUUGAUGCAGCAUCAUGUGAAUGCUUUUAUUUCCAGGUGAGCAGAGAGAUUGUGGAGCUGCUGAACACCAGCACUGCCAAGGAGCAGUCCAUCGUGGAAAAGUUCCAUCCUCGUGGUCGAGCUCAGGUCCAAGAGUUCUGCGAUCACAGGACCAAGGAGGAGUGUGUUCGCUCUGGACACACACCUCAGCCAUGCACCAAGUUACACUUCUGUGGCAUCAUCAACAAGCACAUAGACGAGAGUCUUGGCGACUGCUCCUUCCUCAACACUUGUUUCCACAUGGACACCUGUAAAUACGUCCACUAUGAGAUGGACAGUCCUCCAGAGGCUGAGAGCAGCCUGCUGGGGCCUCAGGUAGGAACCACAGAGCUGGGCCUCCAAGCAGAGGAUGCAGACAGCAACGUGGGAAAACUCUUCCCUUCACAGUGGAUCUGCUGUGAUAUCCGCUACCUGGAUGUGUCCAUCCUGGGUAAAUUUGCAGUGGUGAUGGCCGACCCUCCCUGGGACAUCCACAUGGAGCUGCCCUGUGGUACUCUGACUGAUGAUGGGAUGUGAAAACUGAACAUCCCCAUUCUACAGGAUGACGGUUUCCUCUUCCUCUGGGUAACCGGCAGGUAAAUACAACAACCCAAACAGUCUUGGAAAUA